This is a messenger RNA of Salmo salar (Atlantic salmon), 1959 nucleotides long. The record is from RefSeq and is a predicted model, not a curated record. NCBI's taxonomy places the organism in Eukaryota, Metazoa, Chordata, Actinopteri, Salmoniformes, Salmonidae.
UCGAGAGCGAGUGACCAAUGGCUUAUGAAGUGGAUGAUAAGUAGUUGGCACAGCGAUAUUAAGGAAGAUUAACGGACAGGGGGAGGGAGAACGCGACUGGGGGAGGGGGUGGUCUGCAGCGCAACAGUUCUGUCAACACGGAGUCCAUAAUUCAUCGAUAACAAAAGGAAGACGUUUGGGUUUAAAUUGGGGAUUGCAAUCGGUUGAGCUGCGAUGCGAUUGGCCAGUGUGCAAGCGCGGGCUCGUCGGGCGGCUGAGGAGAGAGAAGAGCCACCCCCAGGCCCCGCCCCUCCCUCCACCCACCACUCUGAUCACCAGUUCAAGAACAUGAAGAGCAAGUUCUUCAACGAACUCACCCACAUGCCAAAUCAUAAAAUCAAAAUGCCCAUGUGGGCAAUAGGAGCCAUAGUGGUGGUGGUGCUGGCUCUGGUGGCCUGUCUAGGUUUCUGUAUCUGGAAGAAGUGCAUCAACAAGGGCAAGAAGCCCAAGAAAGUACGCGAGAGGAAAGGAGGCCGAGGCAGAAGAAAGAAGGAGGGAGCCGGAGAAGGAGAGGAGGGCAAGGAAGGAGAGGGUAAGGAAGGAGAGGAGGAGGAAAAAGAGAAUUUCGGAAAACUGGAGUUCACCCUGGACUACAACUUCACUGACAACCAGCUGAUCGUGGGCAUCCUGCAGGCUGAAAACCUGGCAGCCAUGGACAUGGGCGGCACCUCAGACCCCUAUGUCAAGGUAUACAUGCUGCCAGACAAGAAGAAGAAGUUUGAGACCAAAGUCCAGCGCAAGAACCUCUGCCCCGUGUUCAACGAGACCUUCAUCUUCAAGAUCCCCUACCAGGAGCUGGGCGGUCAGACUCUGGUCCUGCAGGUCUUUGACUUUGAUCGCUUUGGUAAACACGACGUGAUUGGGCAGAUCUCCAUCCCCAUGAACAGUGUGGACCUGGCUCAGCCACUCCACGAAUGGAGGGAUCUGGUUGGAGGAGAGAAAGAGGAGGUAGAGAAGCUAGGGGACAUCUGUAUCUCUCUGCGCUACGUCCCCACGGCCGGUAAAUUGACCAUCAACAUCAUGGAGGCCAAGCACCUGAAGGCGAUGGACUGUGGAGGCUUGUCAGAUCCCUUCGUUAAAGUGGUGCUGCAGCACCAAGGCAAGCGGCUGAAGAAGAAGAAGACGACAGUCAAACAGAACACUCUGAACCCCUACUUCAACGAAAGCUUCAGCUUCGAGAUCCCCUUUGGCCAAAUACAGAAAGUCCAAGUGUUGAUCACGGUGUACGAUUACGACAAGCUGGGCAGCAACGACGCCAUCGGGAAGGUUUGGAUCGGCUUCGGCGCCUCAGGGGUGGGCCUCCGCCAUUGGUCAGACAUGCUGGCCAAUCCAAGACGUCCCGUGGCCCAGUGGCACGCCCUGUGUCCUGAGGAGGAGGUGGAUGAGGCCCUGAAGAAACCCCUGCGCUAAACACACGCGCGCUCGCGUCACUCAACAUUCCUGUACAUGUUGAAACAAACAACAAUAAGACCUGAAAAUUACACAACAGUAAAUAAGCUCAAUAGUGCUGAUCAUGACACAACGCACUACUCAAAUAGAAACUCCCAAGAAAACCAAAUAGAAACUCCCACUCAAACACUACAACCCACCUGUACAUCGCCGCAGUGCUGGAAUGCCAUUUCGGAUCAUUUUGUGUACUCUCUCCUUCCUUAUUAUUUUCUCGUAACUUUUUUUUUGCGUAUUAACUAGUUGUGCUGUAUGAUGUUAAGUUAUUAUCGUGUGUACGAAUGCGUGUGUGUGUGUGUGUGUGUGUGUGUGUGUGUGUGUGUGUGUGUGUGUGUGUGUGUGUGUGUGUGUGUGUGUGUGUGUGUGUGUGUGUGUGUUCGUGUUAAACCGUAGUACAUGAAAGCUUUCUCUGGUUUAUUUCCUAAAUGUAAUGUGAGUGGUUGUAAAUAACCAAAUAAAUCAUUCCCAAAAUUA